This is a messenger RNA of Gigantopelta aegis, 1435 nucleotides long. RefSeq lists its product as uncharacterized. The record is from RefSeq and is a predicted model, not a curated record. Bases 25 to 1290 code for a protein of 421 amino acids. The transcript is spliced from 8 exons. Lineage: Eukaryota; Metazoa; Mollusca; Gastropoda; Neomphalida; Peltospiridae.
UUUCUUCAAAAAUCAUUGGGUAUUAUGGAUAUGCUUGAGACAGUAAAAACAGAAGCAAAUACUACAGCUGCAGAAAAGAAAAGAAAGAUUCGUGAGCUGUUGCUGAACAAUCUUAAGACUGUUAAAGAUGCAGAUAAAGGAAUGCUUCAUCAGAUGAGUGACCUUUUAAACAAGUUAAUUGCACAGGAAGACGACAUAACGCCUACAAUCGAGAAUCAUGCUUUGACUACGAGCACCAGCCUAGCAGGUUCUUUAAAGGACAUAAUGAAAUGUCAGCCUAGUGCCAGAAACAUUGCCAAGACACAAUGCAAUGCACUGAUAACUCUGAUGGACAAGCAAGUAAAAGAAGACACAGAAUACAAAGAGAUAGAGGCUAAAAACAGGCCUGUACUGGGUGUGCUACAGACUGUUAGUGACUGUGUAUUGGAAUCUAUCCAGUCGAUAAUAGAAGGACCAGUGAACAUUCAAUCAGAUGAGAUGUCUCUGACGGUUCAACAGAUCGAGCCGACUGUUGAUACAUUUCAUGUUACAGCUGAUCCUGAGGACCAUGGUAACCCAGGUGGCUCUGUUUUUUUCCCCAAUAACAUGAAGAGUGGAACAGACAAACCUUUCGACUUGCAGAUGAUGAUUAUGAAGAAGAAUCCAUUUCAGUGGUCACCAACGGCAGAGGAAGUGAAUUUACCAGUGAUGAAGAUCUCAGUAAAAAAUGAUGGAAAAAGCCUUAAUCCAUCAGAUCUGUCUGUGCCAGCAGACAUCUUCAUAUCAGUAAACUUAUCUAAUGUGAUGGAAGAAGACAAAAUAUACAUCUUGAAUGUCUCAUAUGACACUACCAGUCAUAAAGUGAAAAAUUCUAGUACUGUACGUGUCAUUAUUCCAGUAAUUAAAGGGAAAACACAGGUUGUGAAAAUGUUUGCUGUAGAUUCAUCAUUGAAACUAGAGGUUGUUUUGGGAGCUAGUGAAUCCGAAGUAAGCUUCAGGAAUCUUGAAUUGCAUGGGUUUGACUGGCCAGUGGAAGAUGAAGCUGGCUUGGUAUACAAGAACCAUAAGCAAGAUCCACAUCUAUUAUUCUUACCAGAAGAUAUUCUUAGAAUGAACGACACUAAUUUCUAUCUUGUUAUUAGAGUUAAGAAAGGUCAGAUUGUCCAUGGUAAACUUGAUGAAUCACACAGACUGAAGAUUCAGAUUGGGCUACAGACAUUUACUGUUGAGUGUUCUUACUGGAGUGAGGCACAUGAAGAGUGGAGACAGGAUGGUUGUAUGGUUAGUUGUUCACUCCCCAGACGAAGAUAACAUUCUAAAAUAUAUUUGGCUGAUAGAUUUUAAAACAAGUACUACUUGUAAUCUGACAGCCUUUAUUAAGAAUAAUAGAUACAGGUAGUUACUUUAUUUGAUGUCUUUACCUUUGUACACAUAUUUGUUAAAGCAAGAUAAAGCA